GAGACAAUCAAAGCCUUCAAUAACGAGAUGUGGAGGGGACUGGUCUAGAGAGGAGCCAGGAAAACCUGCGUAAAAGAAGAAGGGAUAAUCCAUUUUGGAUCCCUAACUAAAUACUGGAAUUUCAGCUCUUCAAGAUUCAGUGCGUUUUGGAGACGAAGAGAAGAAUUGCCUCUGUGAUUGAUUUCUAAUUCCAGUGUAUGUUCAUAAUUCCUUUCUCUACCAAAUUUCACUUCGAAAACGAAGAGGAUUGAUUGAAUUUCGUACUUGCAAUCUCUGCUUUUCCUUUCAUUUUUGUUCGUUCUGAAAAAUCCUGAAUUCUACCAAGUUUUUUAGACGAUUGAAGAAGAGAUACUAGAUCUUAGAAUACGUUAUUGAUUAAUUUGAUUUCAGAGUUUUGGUUCUGGUUUUAAAUGCUAAGAAAGAAGGAGGAUUUUGGGAGCGAUUACUGUGAAGAAUUAGGGUUUUAGUUUACUGAGUUUCAAUGGCGACUCUGCUGAAUACAGUGUCUCCAAUUACAAAUCCAUCUCCAGAAACCACAAGAAGAGGAUAUGGUUUCUUCUCCCAUAUCCCAAAUCUUCACAAGCUUUCACUUAGCAAGGGAUUUUCUAAAGUUUUAGCAUCGACGCAGGUUACCAUUUCUCCUAAGGACACCAUUUUCACACUGCCAAACUGGAGGAUUGGGAAGGGCGAUCAAAAGAAUAGAGAACAUAGACUUAAUGAUGCUUUUUUGAAUUUAGAGUACUUGGUAGGGAAGGGCCAAAAGCCCGAUGUGUUUCAAGCGACUCAGCUUUUGUAUGAUCUUUGCAAGGCCAGUAAGCUUAGAAGAGCUAUUAAGGUAAUGGAGAUGAUGAUUGGCUCUGGAAUCAUUCCAGAUGCUUCUUCUUAUACCUUUUUGGUAAGUUCUUUGUGUAAAAGAGGGAAUGUUGGUUAUGCAAUGCAAUUAGUGGACAAAAUGGAGGAAUAUGGUUAUCCUACGAACACUGUUACUUAUAAUUCUCUUGUGAGAGGUCUUUGUAUGCAUGGGAAUUUGACUCACAGCUUGCAACUUUUAGACAGAUUAAUCCAGAAGGGGCUUGUCCCAAAUGCAUAUACAUACUCUUUUUUGCUUGAAGCUGCAUACAAGGAACGAGGAGCGGAUGAAGCUGUUAAGCUUUUGGAUGAGAUCAUUGCCAAGGGUGGGAAGCCUAAUUUGGUUAGCUACAAUGUUUUAUUAACUGGGUUGUGUAAAGAAGGUAGGACAGAUGAUGCCAUCCAGUUAUUUAGAGAAUUGCCUUCAAAGGGAUUCAAUCCAAAUGUUGUCAGUUAUAAUAUCUUGCUAAGGAGUCUAUGCUAUGAAGGGAGAUGGGAGGAGGCAAAUGUGCUUCUAGCUGAAAUGGACGGUGAUGAUCGUGCCCCUUCGGCUGUCACUUACAAUACAUUGAUUGGUUCGCUUGCCUUUCAUGGCCGAACGGAACAUGCCCUUGAGGUUUUGGAAGAGAUGAUUAGAGCACGGUUCAAGCCCACGGCUUCAAGUUACAACCCGAUAAUUGCUCGUCUUUGUAGAGAUAAGAAAGUAGAUCUUGUUGUGAAAUGUUUGGACCAAAUGAUCUAUAGGCAUUGUAAUCCCAAUGAAGGAACUUACAAUGCCAUUGCUACACUUUGUGAAGUGGGAAUGGUUCAAGAGGCAUUCUCCAUCCUCCAAAGUUUGGGCAACAAGCAACAUUACUCUACUCAAGAAUUCUAUAAAUCUGUUAUUACGAGCUUGUGUCGAAAGGGAAACACAUAUUCAGCAUUCCAACUUCUCUAUGAAAUGACGAAGUACGGGUUUACUCCCGAUUCUUUUGCCUAUUCGUCUUUGAUCCGGGGGUUAUGCAUGGAGGGCAUGCUUGAUGAGGCAAUUGAAAUAUUCAGUGUAAUGGAGGAAAAUAACUAUAAGCCUGAUACUGAAAAUUACAAUUCUCUCAUUUUUGGUUGUUGCAAAUCUCGAAGAACCGAUUUGGCCUUGGAGGUUUUUGAAUCAAUGGUCAAUAAAGGUUACCUGCCCAAUGAAACAACAUAUACCACGCUCGUGGAAGGGAUCGUCCACGAGAAACAGACAGAUCUAGCAACCAAAGUACUGAGGGAGUUGCAACUCAAGGAUGUUAUAAGUCAAAGCACAGUGGAAAGACUUGUUAUGCAGUAUGACCUAAAUGAAUUACCAUUGUGAUAGUUUCAGAUGACUUGCUAGAGCAACAACAAACAUUGCUGAAAGUUCAUCAACAAGACAACAAAGUACUUUCUGGUAUGACCCCCCCAAAAAAAUUCCACAUUUAUGAAAUGCAAUAUGUUCUUUCAGCUUUUUACUUUGUCUUAGAACUGGAAGCCUGUGAAUCUGUACAAGAUGAUACUGCUUUUUUUGAGUUGCAUAAUUUUCAACUGAUUACAUGUUUUUGUUGAUUA
Cucurbita moschata (crookneck pumpkin) is the source of this 2418-nucleotide messenger RNA. RefSeq names its product pentatricopeptide repeat-containing protein At1g79080, chloroplastic. The record is from RefSeq and is a predicted model, not a curated record. Bases 482 to 2185 code for a protein of 567 amino acids. The transcript has a single exon. Gene Ontology annotation, molecular function: protein binding. NCBI's taxonomy places the organism in Eukaryota, Viridiplantae, Streptophyta, Magnoliopsida, Cucurbitales, Cucurbitaceae.